Molecule: messenger RNA, 2478 nt
Organism: Engraulis encrasicolus (European anchovy)
Lineage: Eukaryota; Metazoa; Chordata; Actinopteri; Clupeiformes; Engraulidae
Product: extracellular calcium-sensing receptor-like
Exons: 7
Coding region: 28-2478 (816 amino acids)
Biological process (GO): G protein-coupled receptor signaling pathway
Cellular component (GO): plasma membrane
Molecular function (GO): G protein-coupled receptor activity
Source: RefSeq, a predicted model, not a curated record
CUGCGGGAGCAGUUCUCUCUGACUGGGAUGCACCAGGAUGGAGAUGUGGUCAUAGGGGGGUUGUUUGAGGUCCACCUGCUUGCUGUGAUUCCAGAGCUGUCUUUCAGGAGCAAGCCAGAGCAACUCUGGUGCCACGAAUUUGAUGUGGAAGGUUUUAAAGCAGCUAUGACCAUGCUUUUUGCCGUGCGAGAGAUAAACAGGAACCCAGACCUGCUCCCCUCGAUCAAGCUAGGCUACCGCAUGUUUGACAACUGUGUGCGGCUGGAUGUGGCGUUUCGAGCAGCCACGGCUCUCGUGAGUGGAACAGAGGAGCAUUUCUCAAUGGGGAAUUGCAGCGGUUUGCCUCCUGUGCUAGGCAUAGUGGGGGACCCGGGGUCCACUCACUCCAUUGCCAUAUCCAGUGUGCUUGGACUGUUCCGAGUACCUAUGGUAAGCUUCUUUGCUACCUGUUCCUGCCUGAGUGACAGACAGCGCUACCCGUCUUUUUUCAGGACUAUCCCCAGCGACGCUUUCCAAGUGAGAGCCAUGAUUCAGAUACUGAGGCACUUCCACUGGACCUGGGUCGGUCUCAUCUACAGCGACGACGACUACGGCCGGCAUGCUGCCCAUUCUUUCCACGAAGACGUCAGCGCGUUUGGUGGCUGUGUGGCAUUCUCAGAAAUACUGCCCAAGGACAAUGACAUUGUGGAGAUCAGAAAAAUCAUGCAGGUGAUUCAGCAGUCCACCUCCCGGGUGAUUGUGGUCUUCUCGACGGGCUCGUACCUCUUGCCCCUCAUGGACGAAGUGGUACGUCAGAAUGUGAUACGGCAGUGGAUCGCCAGCGAGGCGUGGUCCACAUCCACUGCUUUCCUCGUUCCGCGCCUGCUCCCUUUCCUCAGAGGCACUCUGGGCAUCGCCAUACGCAGAGGAGAGAUUGAUGGACUGAGGGAGUUUCUGUUGAGCGUCCGCCCUGACGACGACCCUAAAAAUAACAUGGUGAGAAGGUUCUGGCAGGAGAUGUUCAGCUGCAGGUUUGACCCAGCUGAGGCCUCGCUAGUGGCUGAGGGAAAGAUCUGCACAGGGCAGGAGGACCUGAGCAAAGCUGACAUGGCAUACAGUGAUGUGUCUGAACUCAGGCCUUCCUACAAUGUCUACAAAGCAGUCUAUGCAUUGGCACAUUCUCUCCACAAUCUUGUGAGCUGUGUGCCAGGGCAAGGGCCCUUUGAGGGGAAUAGCUGUGCCAGUCUUCAUGGGAUGCAGCCCUGGCAGUUGCUUCACUACCUGCAGUCAGUGAACUUCACAACAGGCUUUGGGGAUCAGGUGUCUUUUGACGAAAAUGGUGAUGCCUUGGCCAUCUAUGAUAUCCUAAACUGGCAUGGGAUGCCAGAUGGAUCCAUGAAGGCCAGAACAGUGGGGGAUGUGGACGAAUCAAAACCAAGCCACAAAGUCUUAAGUCUGGAAGAGGACAAAAUCUUCUGGAACUUUGAAUCAAAAAAACCUCCUAGGUCAGUGUGUAGUGAGUCUUGUCCCCCUGGAACCAGAAAAGCCACAAGAAAGGGACUGCCUGUUUGCUGCUUUGACUGCCUUCCCUGUGCGGACGGAGAGAUCAGUAACGCCACAGAAUUCUGGUCAAGUCCACAGAAAGAUGAAUGUGUCCCCAAAGAGGUUGAGUUCCUCUCCUACGAAGAAGCCCUGGGCAUCUCUUUAAGCACAGUGUCUGUGUUUGGGGCAUGUGUCGCUGCUGUGGUGCUUGGGAUUUUUAUUCACCACCGGCACACACCAGUCGUCCGAGCCAACAACUCUGAGCUGAGCUUCCUGAUCCUGCUUUCACUAAAGCUCUGUUUCCUGUGUGCGCUGCUGUUCAUUGGUCAGCCCAGGACAUGGACCUGUCAGCUCCGUCAUGCAGCAUUUGGCAUCAGCUUCGUGCUCUGUGUCUCCAGCAUCCUGGUGAAGACGAUGGUGGUGAUUGCUGUCUUCAAGGCCUCUAAGCCUGAGGGUCAUGGAACCAUGAAGUGGUUUGGAGCAGCUCAGCAACGAGGCAUCGUCCUCCUUUUGACCUCUCUCCAAGUGGUCAUCUGUGUGGUCUGGCUGUCCACUGCCUCUCCUACGCCACACAAAAACACUCACUACCAGAGCUCCAAGAUUGUGUUUGAGUGUGCAGUUGGGUCAGUGGCAGGGUUUGCUACACUGUUGGGCUACAUAGGCCUUCUGGCAGCCAUUAGCUUUCUGCUAGCGUUCUUAGCAAGAAAACUACCUGACACUUUCAAUGAGGCCAAGUUCAUUACAUUUAGCAUGCUAAUCUUCUGUGCUGUGUGGAUUGCGUUUGUUCCUGCGUAUGUCAGCUCUCCUGGUAAAUACGCAGAUGCAGUGGAGAUCUUUGCUAUCUUGGCCUCCAGUUUUGGAUUACUUAUGGCCAUUUUUGCCCCAAAAUGCUACAUCAUUCUCCUGCACCCAGAAAGAAACACCAAAAAAGCACUCAUGGGUCGUACCACAAAAUAA